Serpula lacrymans var. lacrymans S7.9 is the source of this 317-nucleotide messenger RNA. RefSeq lists its product as uncharacterized. The record is from RefSeq and is a predicted model, not a curated record. The annotation marks the transcript as partial. The transcript has 2 exons. NCBI's taxonomy places the organism in Eukaryota, Fungi, Basidiomycota, Agaricomycetes, Boletales, Serpulaceae.
CGGUGCUCCCUCUUCAUCAGAAAUCGUCGACAAAAUUCCAGUAAUAUGCAGUAUCACCCCAACGAGUGGAAGCACUGGUGUCCCAAAGAGCAUCGUCUACCCCAUGCGGAGAAGUCUCGCGGUACUCACCGAAGAGUCGUCGUCUCUCCUCAAGCCCAUGGAUGGCCAAUGGCUGCGAGGUGGAACCACAUUCUUGCGCCCAUUGUUCGAAAUCAGACGAUUCAUGUUCAACCAAACUACCCUCUACCUAGAUGCCUCUACGUCCGUUGCUGAUCAAUGCACCGCUCUCUGUGAAGAACUCGAGUCACCACGGAAUG